This is a messenger RNA of Oikopleura dioica, 636 nucleotides long. NCBI's taxonomy places the organism in Eukaryota, Metazoa, Chordata, Appendicularia, Copelata, Oikopleuridae. The record is from the annotation of a GenBank genome assembly.
AUGUUCCUCGCCUUAAAUAGGUCGAAAAUAAUCACUUCCGUUCUGAGUUCACGACGCCUCUUAUCUUCUUCCAGUAGAAUGGUGAAAAUUCUACCGACGCCAGAGAAAUCGCCAGCAGACAAGAAGGAGUACAGAGCCAUCCAGCUCGAGAAUGGUUUGACUGCGCUGCUGAUUGCCGACUUGCAAAACGAGGGCGAAGACGAUGGAUUAGAGAGUGAGCCGCAGAGCCCGGAACGGGAAGAAGAAGAAGACCUGAGCUCCGAUGAGCUCGAGGAAGACGAAUGCGACGGUGAAGGAGACGAAGAAGAGGGCGAGGAGAAAUCAAGAAAAAUGUCGGCCGCUUGUAUGGUCGUCCAUGCCGGAAGUUUUCACGAAAAAGUCGAGUGCCAGGGCCUAGCGCACUUCUGCGAGCACAUGAUUUUCAUGGGCUCGAAAAAGUACCCAGACGAAAAUGAGCUGGAUUCGUUCCUCUCGCGCAACUCUGGCGGAACAAAUGCGUACACGGAGCUCGAAUACACCAACUAUCAUUUCGACGUGGCGCCGGAUAAGUUCAGAGAAGCGCUGGAUAUUUGGGCGCAGUUUUUCAUCGACCCGUUGAUGAAGGAAGAUUCUGUCGAUCGCGAAGGGAAGGGCUAG